AUGAUCGUGAGGGUUGGAAAUCCGCAGUCGUUCAUCAGUAGCGUAAACAUGAUGCGUCGAAUUGUUUGUGUUGCAGUUUUGGUGCACUUUUGUCUUGCUGCACCGAGCGGGUACGUGUACGAAGAUUCACGGGAAAAUUCACUCGCCACUAGUGUAGAUCAGCUGCAUCCAUUCGAUCUGCUCAUCUUCACCCAACGCUGGCCGAUUACCGCUUGCUAUGAAUGGCGUGGAACGGGCAAAGAUCACAUCUGUGGCCUACCGUCACCUGCCACCGUCUGGACGAUUCAUGGCAUUUGGCCGACAAAGCGGAACACGAUUGGACCAGCCUUUUGUAACAAAUCAGCCAUUUUCGAUCCAACGCAACUCGGUCCGAUCGAGCAACAGCUCAAGGAACAUUGGUUAAAUGUGGAGAAAAACAAACCGGACGAUUCGCUGUGGGAACACGAAUGGUUAAAGCAUGGAACGUGUGCCGCCGAAGUUAUCGAACAGCUUAAUACGGAAGGCAAAUACUUCCAGCAGGGCCUUACCUGGUUGGAACAGCAUUCGGUCGAUGGAGCUUUUGCUGCGACCGGUGGCAUUCAACCCGGAUACAAUUACAGUCUGGCAACACUGAACAAAGUACUGUUCGAUUACUACAGAAAGGAUGUAGCGAUCGAAUGUUUUUACGAUCACAACACAAAACAACAGUUACUGAACGAAAUACGCAUCUGCUUCGAUAAGCAACUUCGGUCGGCCGAUUGCGAUGGAAUUGUGGGUAUGGAACGUACCGCAAUCCCCGAUUCGCGAGUGAGCUCGGCGAUAAGCAACUGUAACGCGACAAAACCCAUUUUCAUUCCGGCGAGUGUGCCGAAAGAUAUGCAACCGAAGGUGGAAGAUGCUGAUGAGGUGGUGUACGAUGCGAUUUAUGAAAUUAUCAACGGACAACCGGAUGGUCAGCAGCAAACGUACGAAUUUGUGAAUGUAAUUUUAGUUUAA
Anopheles maculipalpis is the source of this 975-nucleotide messenger RNA. It is a transcript of the gene RNaseX25, whose product is annotated as ribonuclease Oy. Lineage: Eukaryota; Metazoa; Arthropoda; Insecta; Diptera; Culicidae. The transcript has 3 exons. Gene Ontology annotation, biological process: RNA catabolic process. The record is from RefSeq and is a predicted model, not a curated record. Gene Ontology annotation, molecular function: ribonuclease T2 activity; RNA binding. The coding region runs from base 1 to 975 and encodes 324 amino acids. Gene Ontology annotation, cellular component: extracellular region.